AUGUGGCCGGGCCCCGCGCUGCUGCUCCUGGGCCUGGGCCUGGGUCUGGGCAGCCAGCCGCCACCCACCGGCCCUCGCGGGCUGCCGGGCGUGCUCAGGGGCGCCCCGGGGUUGGGGCAGGACACGGAGAGCAGCGUCCGGGGCAGUGACACCGGUGGCCUGUCCCCGCGUGCAGCCCCGCGCCGCGCCAGCCCUACGCUGCCCCAUAGGUGUCCCUCGGGCGCAGCUGCGCGCGUCCUCCUGAAAGUCAACUCUUCGGACCCCGCAGCCAACAAGGCAACGGUGUCCUGCCAGAGGGUCACCUGUAUUAUACAGCCAGUGAAGAUCAACAGGAAGGACCAGAACGCUCCCCUUAUCCUGAGCAGAGACGAGGAAGCUACCCUCAAUGUCACUGUGCGUUAUCACUGUCCUGGUGCCUUGGUCAUUCGCAAGACCUGGGCAUACUUUUCGGUGGCCUCUGUGAAUGACACCCCCGAUUGGAACCGACCUGUGCUCUUGCCGCAGGUGUCAGUGUCCAAGGGUUUCUCCCUCCACAUCCCCAAAUAUGCCCUGCCUUACGGGGUGUAUGUAUUUAACUUUACACUAUCCAUCUUCAGGUGGGACCCUUCCUGGCCCACGGCGAGAGGCUCAGAUAUCAUCUACAUUUGGGUUAAAAAACGCCCCCUGAAGGCUGUUCUUCUUGGAGCCCCCAGAGUAACCAUGAAGUUCUCCGAUGAACUGAUUCUGAAUGGAAGCAUGUCCCACGACCCAGAGGCAGACAUCCCCACGUGGGGACUCCAAUUUUUUUGGUAUUGUACCACAAAUCCAAGAUACUAUAGUGGCAACUAUGUAUUAGUGAUCAACCAGGAUGUCUGCCACCCAGAACAGGAUUCACUGAACUGGCCUUGGGCAGUGGGCUCUGUACUAACCAUUCCACCAAAAACUCUUAGGGGCAAUGGUGUGUAUUACUUCAGAAUGGUGGUACAGAAGCAAAACAGAACUGCAUUUUCUGAUAAAAUUGUACACGUGCUCCAGGGGCUUCAGCCCAAGGUGCACAUUUCCUGCAUUGAAAAUUGUGGCCCCAUGUUAGCUGUAUCAGAUAGAUUUUCUCUGUUUCUGAAUUGCCCAAGUUGUGGCCACCAGGAUUCGUAUAGCUGGUCCAUUUUGUCUCUAAUGGGCCAUGAAGUGAUGUUUGACUGGGCAGGGCAAGCCAUCACCAGGAGGAAUGGAGCUUAUUUGUCCAUAAAAGCUUUUGCCUUUAGGAAUUUUUUGGAAAAUAGGUUUUGGGUUUCUCUGAUUCUGAAAUCUUGGGGUGGUGUGACCACGACCUUGAGACACCCCAUUGUCAUUAACCAUGGCCCUCAAGUUGGCAAAUGCAAGAUUAAUCCAGCUAGUGGGAUUUCCAUGGUUACUAAAUUUGCUGUUGAAUGUAGUGAUUUUAAGGAUAAGAACCUUCCCCUUAAGUAUAAAAUAAUAGUAUCUGAGUUGGAUAGCAUUGGCGAAAUAAGUUCCGUAGAAGAGAAUACACUGGGUUCCGUGGUGUAUUCAGGUACAGAGCCUACAUCACCAGCCUUCUUUCUCCCUGUCGGUACGGUGACAGAUCAGUACAAUGUGAGGCUUUAUGUUCAGGUCUAUGACUCCUUAGGGACAUUUUCUCAAGUGACUUUGCAAGCCACUGUGAAGGCACCUACUGUCAGGGACUCUUCAAAGAACGUUUUACAGCAGCUGCUCAAAGUCACCAUGGAACCGACAUCGCUGUUGUCCACCUUGCUUCAAAAGCAGGACUGGCUACAGGCAGGCUACUUAAUCUAUGUGGUGACUUCUGUCUUGAAUAACAUAAAAGGGGAGCUGGAACUUCAAGACGACAGAGCCCGUCUCCUGGAGCACCUCGUCCAACAGUCUCUCACGUUUGCUAUGAACACAGAGGACGAGAUCGGUCAGUCAGUGAUGGUCAUUACCAAAUUAACCCAGAAAGCCUCUGACUUGAGUCAAGCGGAUUUAGAGGCCAUCACGUUCCGGCUUAGGCAAGCAAGCCAAGACCUACAAGCAUACCAGCACAGACACAAGCACCUUCACUCCCGGCAGGUUGAAGUUGUGAGCACUGGCAUCCUAACCAGUCUGUCUAACGUUCUUAAGCUGAUUAAUCCCUACUAUACGUUACAAGAUCCUUUGUUUGUCGUAGAAUCACUAUCAGACACAAUACUGGAUAACAAGCUGCCAGGGAGCAAGACCACUGCACUGAGGACCAGCAACUUCAACAUGUAUGUGGAGAAAGUUGAAAACUGGAAUGUUUUUAAGGCCUUCAGAAAUGAUUCACUCUGUCCAAACUGCCUCCGUGCGACACUGAACGCAAGCGCAGUUCCCGGGCUACCCCCAAAGGCUCCAAUUUCUAUGAUGUUUUGUGAGUUCACAGAGGACCCCUUUCCUUGGCUGACUUACCCGGAAAACAGUUCUGUAGAUGUGGUCGGGUUCAGAAUGACUGGAGUUGCAGAUAACGGUAAGGUCAUAGAGAUCACACCUGACGUAGCAGAAGUGUACCUGGUCAGAAAAGAUCUGACCCCUUCGAGUUUUAACCUUACAGUGGGACCUGGCAUCAAAAGUGAUGGGUUCUCAAAGAUGACAACAGGUGGAAUUAGCUUUGAGGUGGACAGCAGGUGGACUGGGGAGCUACUUAUCCACAUUGUCACAAAUGUGACAGUGUUGUUUGAGGCCUUGGUAUAUGAAGGCCAUCAGCUCACGCCCGCCAAUCUGAUGGCCUCUUUCCUUGUUCCUCAUGACACUUCUCCCACUGUCAAGUGGAGAGGCCUGUUUGACCCAACCUGUUCAGUCAAGGAGGCCCGCGUAGUUUGUCUGUCAUCAUCCCUGCUUCGAAGCAUAUCUCAGCGCAGACUUUCAUUCAAGUAUAACAUAUCUGUGGUCCUGCAGGCAUCGCGUUUUGUCCUGAAGCCCACUAACAAGCUAGUGAGAAUUGCUCUCUUUAUGGUUCACUGUUUGGACAUGUAUGGGAUCCAGAGUGAUUGGCAACAAAGUACCUGUGUGCUGGGUGAAAAGACCACAUGGAAAACAGUACACUGUAUCUGUAGGAAUGGAAGGCGGAGCCGGCGGCAGCUGACUUCUGCAAAGCUGACGUACCAUCAUCUGCACACCCACUUUGUAACUGCUAAGGUAAUUGUGGUCCCUAACCCCGUGGAUCUGAGGCUAGCGGUCAUUAGUAACCUUACCCAAAACCCUGCCACCUUCCUGGCCGUGCUUUUCAUUAUGAUCUUGUAUGUGAUUCUGGCUUUCUGGGCCUUGCACAGGGAUGUGAUAGAUCUGUAUCUUCGGGACCACGUGAUAAUACUGACCGAUAAUGAUCCUUUUGAUACCCUAUGCUACCUAGUAACCAUCUUUACUGGGAGUCGCUGGGGGUCUGGAACCAGAGCCAAUGUUUUUAUCCAGCUUAUGGGAACGGAGAGUACCAGUGAUGUUCACUGUUUAAGUCAUCCGUAUUUUAAAACCCUAUACCGAGGAAGUAUCAAUACUUUCCUCCUAACAACCAAAAAUGACUUGGGGGACAUCCAUUCCAUACGAGUGUGGCAUGACAAUUCGGGCAAAGCACCUAGCUGGUACCUAAGUCGAAUCAAAGUAGAAAAUCUAUUCAACAAGCGCAUUUGGCUUUUUGUGUGCCGGAGGUGGCUCUCUGUGGACACCACUUUGGAUGCAACGUUUUCUGUCACCAACCCGGAUGAGCCUCUGAAAAAGACAGACUUCUUCAUGAUCGAUGUGAGGGAUAAUCUUGGGAAGAACCACAUGUGGUUCUCCAUUUUCACGGACAUUGUCCCCAAACCAUUCAACAGGCUCCAGAGGCUGUCCUGCUGCUUGGCCGUGCUGCUAAGCUCUCUUGUGUGCAACAUCAUGUUUUUUAACUUGAACCAAAAGGAGCAAAUUGAGUCCAGCCACAUGUACAUCAUCAGUUCAAUGGUGAUAGGCAUCGAAAGCGUCUUAAUCACAAUCCCUGUGCAAUUAUUGAUAACUUUUUUCUUCACCUAUUCCCAGAAGAAUCUUAAACUGACUCUAGACAAAGGGGCACCCCAGAAGCACCCCCUGAUGUCAGAGGAAGGUCUGUCCUGGAAAGAGCGAUUGCACAAAUGGCAUGAAUAUGAAAUGAAGGCUCUCCCCAGGAAAGCUGCCGUGUCCACCUCUGCUUCCAAGAAAAAGGAAGCCUCUGAAACCUCACAGAAGCAUGAGAAAGCAGACACCCAAAUGUCCAAUAAGAACAUCAGUAACAAUAACCUAGAAGCCAGCGAAGGUGUCCCUCCGAAAGCUUCCUCUUCCCAAAUGCAUACUACUGAGUCUGUUAAAAAGAAGACCCAGAUUAUCCUGCCCAGGUGGUGUGUUUAUAUAGGCUGGUUUUUGGUGUUCGCCACUUCCGGUAUAUCGUCAUUCUUUAUUGUAUUUUACGGCCUGACUUACGGCUAUGCCAAGUCAAUAGAGUGGCUCUUUGCGUCAUUCUGUUCCUUCUGUCAGUCUGUGUUCCUCAUACAACCAUGCAAGAUUCUACUGAGGUCAGGCACCAGGUCCUACAAACCCAAGUACUGUAAGAACCUCUCGUGGUCCAGCAAGUACCAUUACUCAGAAAUCAGGCUGCAGGAGUUGAAGAUGACACGAGAGGAGAUGGAGCAGCUUCACGAGGACAUGGCCUACGCCCGAAGCUUGAGCGUGUACCAGCCCAUCACUGAGGACAAAAUCCAAAUCCUCAGGCGGGAGAACAGGAUCCGGAGGAGGUCCUUCUUAUUCCUGAGCUACCUCGUGACUCACUUCAUAUUCCUGACCCUUCUCCUGUUGCUCAUUUUCUCACUGCGUCACAACGACAGCUUCUACUAUAACCAGUUUAUUCGCCAUCGGUUCUCCAUGGAUCUUGCCACCGUGAUGAAGCUGGGAGAUAUCUACAUAUGGCUCAAUGGCGUGUUCCUCCCUUUGUUACACAAUGACCCAAACCCAACAUUCCUUCCGGAUAGCUCUUCUAAAAUCCUUGGCCUUCCACUCAUGAGGCAAGUGAGAGCCAGACCUAGCAACAAGACAUGUCUGUUGGCCAAGAAGUUUGUACAGAGCAGCAUUGCAGGGGAAAUCCAUUGUCACCCACGGUACGGCAUUGACCCAGAAGACACACAACACUAUUUCAGUGUCUGGAGUAAGGCUGGCAAGCAGUCUACAGACAAAGCUAGCAAUGGGUUUACUUAUAAGCCUCCGGGGAAGAAAUGGGUGUAUUAUUCCUAUGGAGUACUAAACACCUAUGGGUCUGGAGGGUAUGCGUUCUACUUCUUUCCAGAACAGCAGAUGUUUAAUUCCACAGUGAGGCUCCAGGAACUCGAGGGAAAGAAUUGGCUGGAUGAGCUGACAUGGGCCGUGAUUGUGGAACUGACCACUCUGAAUCCAGACACCAGUCUGAUGUGCAGCAUUUCGGUUGUAUUCGAAGUCUCUCCCUUAGGGGUUGUCAACUCUAGCCUCUCUGUGUACUCCUUCUCGCUGGCCGAUUUCAACAGAAAAACGUCAUCAGAAAUCUACCUGUACGCCGCCAUUCUUAUUUUCUUUUGUGCCUAUGUUGUGGACGAGGGCUACAUCAUCAGGCAGGAGAUGGCUUACUACAUAAGGAGCGUGUACAACCUGCUCAACUUCUCUCUCAAGUGCAUGUUCACUCUCCUGAUAGUGCUUUUCUUCUGGAAGUACCUCCUGGCCACCAAAAUGGUCCAGCUUUACCUUGCUGACCCUGAAGCCUUUGUCCCCUUCCAUGCCGUUUCUCGGGUUGAUCACUUCCUGAGAAUCAUCUUGGCUUUCCUGUUGUUUCUGACCAUACUGAAGACACUCAGAUAUUCCAGGUUCUUCUAUAAUGUGCGCCUGGCUCAGAAGGCCAUCCAGGCCUCCCUUCCUGGCAUCUGCCACACGGCUUUGGUGGUGUCUAUAUAUUCCUUCAUGUACGUAGCUUUUGGGUACGUGGUGUUCGGUCAGCAUGAAUGGAAUUACAGCAGCAUGAUUCAUGCCACCCAAACCAUCUUCUCCUACUGCGUGUCAGCCUUUCAGAACACAGAAUUUUCCGGCAACAAGGUUCUCGGGGUCCUGUUUCUGUCGUCUUUCAUGUUGGUGAUGAUCUGUAUCUUCAUCAACUUGUUUCAAGCAGUGAUUCUGUCUGCCUACGAUGAGAUGAAGCAGCCUGUGUACGAGGAGCCGUCCGAUGAGGCCGAGGCUGUAACCUAUCUGUGCAGCAGGCUAAAAUCCGGGUUUGACUUUCUCAUCGCCCGAUCUAGAGACAAAGACCAAUCUGACUUCUUCGUUGACAUGCUCUAUGGGCAGCCGGAGAAGAAUUCUCGCCGAUUCCUGGGACUGAAGGCCAGAAACAUCAACGGGCAGAAAAUGAUUUACCUUGUUGUCUGA
Molecule: messenger RNA, 6387 nt
Organism: Mus pahari (shrew mouse)
Lineage: Eukaryota; Metazoa; Chordata; Mammalia; Rodentia; Muridae
Gene: Pkdrej
Product: polycystin family receptor for egg jelly
Exons: 1
Coding region: 1-6387 (2128 amino acids)
Biological process (GO): detection of mechanical stimulus
Cellular component (GO): membrane
Molecular function (GO): calcium ion binding; calcium channel activity; protein binding
Source: RefSeq, a predicted model, not a curated record